AUGUCCAUUCUGUUAAGAAGAUCUAAUCCAACGUUCGUUCGGCCAACACCAGCGUAUGCUGACGAGUCUUACGUGUUCCUGAAACUGCUGCAACGGCUCGACUAUCGACAGGUGGUCGUCGUGAGUGUAAAAGGAGAUCGAAAUGGAGAGCAAUUUGUCGAGUUGUUCGAGAAAAAACGCAAGAAAUACAAAGUGCACGUGAGUUUAUGCCUGCUGCAAUUUAAGAGUAAAAAAGCGCACGCGUAUUUGAUUUUUGUGGCUGCUUCGGAACUGACCGAAAGGAACAAAGUGUGGAUGGUGAACGAGGACGCCAGCAAAGCAAACAAUGUUCCUGAUGGUGCUAUCGGCAGCCGCCUCAAAGUCAAACUCUCUGCUCUCGAACUCGUUCGAAACUGCAUAUUGCCUCCCAUACGGAAUGGUCUAGCGUUUUUGAAUUCUUUGAAUGAGACGAUUAAUCCACCAGUCGAAUGCGGAAAGGAUCCAGCUCUUUCCGUAUGGGCCAGCGACCAUGGCCCACGUCUUCUUAAGGUCUGUGCCAAUCUCAUAUUGCAAAUUGCCAUCUGCGCAACAUCCACAAGUAAAAUCACAUACAACGAGCUCUGUGAGAGAAUCAGCGUGGACUACGACAUACUCAAUUACAAUGAGGGUUACAGAGAAGUUGGAGCGCUGGGCUUCUGA
Molecule: messenger RNA, 678 nt
Organism: Ostertagia ostertagi
Lineage: Eukaryota; Metazoa; Nematoda; Chromadorea; Rhabditida; Trichostrongylidae
Source: the annotation of a GenBank genome assembly